AUGACUGUAACCAGACCUUUGUCCUUGUCCCACGGGUCGUUGGAAACAACCAUCUUGAUUCCUUCCGACUCCUACCUUUUCUACCAACAGCUCACCUCUGACUUCAAAAAGACGCUCCCUGAACCAACCGAGGGCUUUGCUGACGACGAUGAGCCAUCCUCCAAAUCAGAGCUUUUGACCAAGUUCUUGGGCUACGUCAUCGAAUCCAACUCAAUCGAAGCCGAAAAGGAACUAGCCGUCAAGUUGAUCUUGGACGACUUCGAAACAAGAUAUCUACAGUCCUCUGAUAUCCACACCUUUGCUUCCCAGUUGUUGGCUUCCGAAGAAUACCCAACUACCCUACAAAAGAUUAACAGCAAUCUCAUCAAAAACUACUUCGCAGCUAAGGUUUACCUCAAGGAAGAUUUCACUUCCUCCAACGUCUCCUCCGCCCUCUUGAAAGCUGCCUCAGACGAUAAAGCUUCGAUAUUUGCAAUCUUCGGUGGUCAAGGUAACACCGAUGACUACUUUGAAGAAUUGAGAGAAAUAUACACCACUUAUAAUGGCCUCAUCUCUGGUUUCCUCUCAAAGGUCCAAUCCAAGAUGCAAGAAUUGAUCUCCUCAACUUCCGAUAUUGAUAGAGUGUACACAGAUGGCUUCGAUUUUAUCAACUGGUUGAAAAAUCCUUCUCAAACUCCAAGCACCGAUAACUUGCUAUCAAUUCCUGUCUCAUGUCCUUUGAUUUGUGUCAUCCAAUUGUGUCACUAUAUCAUCACCUGUAAAACCUUGGGUGUCACCCCAGGCCAAUUCAAAAGCUGCUUAAAGGGAACUACUGGUCACUCACAAGGUCUUGUCACGUCUUUAGUUGUUGCAUCUGCUGAUUCUUGGGAAUCUUUUGAUGUUGAAGCUUUAAAGGCAGUUGAAUUAUUGUUCUAUCUUUCUGUCAGAUGCUUACAAGCUUAUCCUUCCACAUCCUUGUCUCCUUCUAUGGUCAGAGACUCUGAAGAAAAUGGUGAGGGUAAGCCAGGUCCAAUGUUAUCAAUCAGAGAUUUAUCUGUUGUUGAGGUCGAGAACUUUGUCAAUCAAACAAACCAACAUUUGCCUUCAGAAAAACACAUCAAAAUAUCUCUUAUCAACGGUGCUAGAAAUGUCGUCGUCAGUGGACCACCUGAGUCGUUAUAUGGUUUGAACUUGAACUUGAGAAAUGCGAAGGCUCCAUCUGGUUUAGACCAAUCCAGAAUCCCUUACUCUCAAAGAAGAUUGAAGUUUUCAUCUAGGUUUUUGCCAAUCCACUCUCCAUUCCAUUCUAAUCUUUUAGCACCUGCUACCCCAAGAAUAUUGGAAGACUUCAAGAAGUCUGGUUUAGCUUUUGACCAAUCUAAGAUGACCAUUCCAGUUUACGAUACCUUCGAUGGUAAAGACAUGCGUGAAUUUUCAGGCUCUCUGGCAGCUAGGGUUGUUGAGUGUAUUAACACGUUAACUGUCAACUGGGAACCUGCUACAGACUUUAAGGCUACCCACUUAGUAGAUUUUGGUCCGGGUGGUGUUUCUGGUUUGGGUGUUUUAACCCACAAAAACAAGGAAGGUACCGGUGCAAGGAUUAUUGUUGCUGGUGUCCUUGAUGCUGCUAAGAGUGAUGCAGAAUAUGGGUUCAAGCAAGAACUAUUUGACAAGAGAACCUCUGCCUUGACUUACGCCCAGAACUGGUUGGAUGAAUUUAGACCAAAAUUGAUUAAGAACAAGGACGGUAAGGUUUAUGUUGAUACUAAGUUCUCUAGAUUAUUGUCCAGAGCACCAUUGAUGGUUCCUGGAAUGACACCAACAACUGUUUCUCCAUCUUUUGUCAUUGCUGCUAUCAAUGCCGGUUAUAAUAUUGAAAUUGCUGGAGGUGGUUAUUUCAGCGAACCAGCAAUGGAAGCCGCUUUGCAAGAGGUUGCUGAAAACGUUACUCCAGGUUCCGGUAUUGGUAUCAAUUUGAUUUACGUCAACCCUAGAAUGUUGCAAUGGGGUAUUCCAAUGAUUAAGAAAAUGAGAGAAAGAGGAUUCCCAAUUCAAUCUCUUACUAUCGGUGCUGGUGUCCCUUCACUUGAAGUUGCCGGUGAAUAUAUCGAAACUCUUGGCUUGACCCACUUGGGCUUAAAACCAGGUUCUAUCGAUGCUAUCUCUCAGUGUAUUGCCAUUGCAAAGGCUUACCCAACUUUCCCAAUUGUUGUCCAAUGGACUGGAGGUAGAGGUGGUGGUCACCAUUCUUUUGAAGAUUUCCAUCAACCAAUCUUGCAAAUGUAUGCAAGAAUUAGAAGAUGCUCCAACAUCAUUCUGGUUGCUGGUUCAGGUUUUGGUUCCGCUGAGGACACUUAUCCAUACUUGACAGGUACCUGGUCUAGAUCUUUCAACUACCCUGAAAUGCCUUUUGAUGGUUUCUUAUUUGGUUCUAGAGUUAUGGCUGCUAAGGAGGCUCUAACUUCUGAAGAAGCAAAGAAACUGAUUGCUUCAUGUCCAGGUGUUUCCGAUUCUCAAUGGGAACAAACUUACAAAAAGCCAACUGGUGGUAUCUUGACUGUCAAAUCCGAAAUGGGUGAACCAAUUCAUAAGAUUGCUACUAGAGCUGUUAAAUUUUGGAAAGAAAUUGAUGAUACCGUUCUAUCUUUACCAAAGAAUAAAAUGUUAGAAGCUUUGGAGAAGAAGAGAGAUUAUAUCAUUUCCAAAUUGAACGCAGACUACCAGAAGCCAUGGUUUGGUAAAAAUAGCGAGGGUGUCUGUGAUGUCAAGGACAUGACUUAUGAAGAAAUUGCCCAAAGAUGUGUUGAAUUAAUGUACAUCAAGAAAUUAGGUAAGUGGAUUGACCCAUCUUUGAGAGAGUUCACUGGAAAAUUUUUGAGAAGAAUUGAAGAGAGAUUUACUACUCAAUCAACCGUUUCUGUUCUUCAAAGCUUCACCGAGUUAGAUGUCCCUGCUCCAGUCCUGAAAGCUGUUUUCAGCAAGUACCCUGAUGCAAAAACUCAACUCGUUAAUGCCGAAGAUGCUGAUUUUUUUAUUGCUUCUUGUUUGAACCCUGCUCAAAAGCCAGUUCCAUUUGUCCCAAUUUUGAAUGACAAAUUUGAGUUCUUCUUCAAGAAGGAUUCUUUAUGGCAAUCCGAACACUUGGAAGCUGUUGUUGAUGAGGAUGUCCAAAGAACAUGUAUCUUACAUGGUCCUGUUGCUGCUCAAUUUGUGAAGAAGGUUGAUGAACCAAUUAAGGACAUUUUAGAUACUAUCCACGAAGGUCACAUUGAGAAAUUAUUGAAGGAUGUUUACAAUGGUGACGAAUCCAAAAUACCUGUCGUGGAAUACUUUAGCUCCAAGCCUGCAUACAAGCCGUCAGAAGUUCCUGGUGUUACUGUUUCAGAAUCUGCCAAUGAAAUUACUUACAAAAUUGGUUCCACUGUUCCAGAUGCUGAAAAGUGGUACACUCUAUUAGCCAGCGACGAAUACAACUGGAGACAUGCUUUUAUUUCUUCCAACAUUAUUGUUCAAGGUUAUAACCAUGUUUCUAACCCAGCUAAGAAAGUUUUAGCACCAGCUAAAAACAUCACUGUUAAGAUUACCAAUUUUUCUGACUCAUCCAAGAGCACUAUUUCUCUCUACAGCAUUGUCAAGGGUAAGGAGAGAGAAGUUGUUAACAUCUCCUUCGACGGCUCAACUAUUAACAUGAAGCUUAUUGAGACCAGAACUGCAGAUGGCGCUCCUGUUCCUUUGGAGCUAUUUUACUCAUACGUUCCAUCUGACGGUUUCGCUCCUAUUUCAGAGGUCAUCUCUGGUAGAAACGAUAGAAUCAAAGAGUUUUACUGGAAGGUCUGGUUUGGCAUGAAAGAGCCAAUUGAUUUUGAUUUCGAUGUCUCCUCAAAGAUUGAUGGUGGGUCAAUGCAAAUCAAUUCUAAGGAUAUUGCUCAGUUAACGCAUGCUGUCGGCAACUCUUGUGAAUACUUUGUUCCAAGAGCUGGUAGAGAUCAGUUAGCCCCAAUGGAUUUUGCAAUCGUUAUAGGCUGGAAGGCCAUUAUGAAAUCAAUUUUCCCUAAGUGUGUUGAUGGUGAUAUCUUAAAGUUGGUUCACUUAUCCAAUGCAUACACCAUUCUGCCAAACUCCGCUCCUUUGAAAGUCGGUGAUAAAGUUUCCUCAGAUGCUGAAAUUGUUUCUGUUGUAAAUGGUCCAACCGGUAAAACUGUUGAAGUUGUUGGUACCAUCUAUAGAGAUGGUACUCCAGUGAUGCAAGUUACUUCUGCAUUCUUCUACAGAGGUUCUUACGAAGACUUUGAAAAUACUUUCGAAAAGACUGAAGAAACACCAUCUCAAGUGACUAUUUCUACCGCCAAAGAUGCUGCGGUUUUAAAGUCUAAGGAAUGGUUCCAUGUCGAAGACAACGUCGAAUUGCUAAACAAGAGUUUGAUCUUCAGAUUGAAGUCUGUUUACAAAUUCAAAUCUGCCAACGUAUACUCUCACGUUUCUACUACUGGUAACGUCUACUACGAAUCCCCUACCAAAGAAAUCAAGAAAGCUGCUGAGAUUGUAUACAAUGCUGCCUUCUCUUAUGGUAACCCUGUCAUUGACUACUUAACCAGAAACGGUACUCUAAUUGAGCAACCAAUAAUGUUUGAAAAUCCAAUUCCAUUAGCCCGUGCUUUGGAAACCAAGGCACCUAUUUCCAACGAAACAUAUGCUGCUGUCUCUGGUGAUUUCAAUCCAAUUCACGUCAACAGAAUAUUUGCUGCUUAUGCAGAUUUACCAGGUACCAUCACUCAUGGUAUGUACUCUUCUGCUUCUGUUAGAUCUCUAGUUGAAAUGUAUGCUGCCGAUGCUGUUGCACCAAGAGUUAUUGCUUAUAAGGCAAAUUUCACCGGAAUGGUUUUACCAAAUGAUGAGUUGACCACAAAAUUGGAGCAUAUCGGUAUGAUUAACGGGAGAAAGAUUAUUAAAAUUGAAACCAAAAAGGUCGAAACCGACGACGUCGUUUUAUCCGGUGAAGCUGAAAUUGAACAACCUGUUUCAACUUUUGUUUUUACAGGUCAAGGUUCUCAAGAACAAGGUAUGGGUAUGGAUUUGUAUGGCUCCUCGGAAGUUGCUAGAAGCGUCUGGGACAAGGCUGAUAAGCAUUUGAUUGAAACCUAUGGUUUCUCAAUCUUGGAUAUUGUGAAGAAUAAUCCUAAUGAAUUGACUGUUCAUUUUGGUGGUCCAAAGGGUAGAACAAUCAGAGAGAAUUACAUUUCUAUGAUGUUCGAAACCAUUGCUGCUGAUGGCAGUCUAAAAUCUGAGAAAAUUUUCAAGGAUAUUGAUGAGAACACAUCUGAAUUCACGUUCAAAUCUCCAUCUGGUCUAUUAUCAGCUACCCAAUUCACUCAACCUGCUUUGACAUUGAUGGAGAAGGCCGCAUUUGAGGACAUGAAAUCCAAGGGUUUGGUUCCUGCCGAAUCAAUGUUUGCUGGUCACUCAUUGGGUGAAUACUCUGCAUUAUCUUCACUUGCUGAUGUGAUGCCAAUUGAGUCUUUGGUCGAUGUUGUCUUCUACAGAGGUAUGACCAUGCAAGUUGCUGUUCCAAGAGAUUCAUUGGGUAGAUCGAACUAUGGUAUGUGUGCUGUUAACCCGUCAAGAGUCAGCGCUACAUUCAAUGAUGCUGCUUUGAGAUUUGUUGUUGAGCACAUCAGUAAACAAACUGGCUGGUUAUUAGAGAUUGUUAACUAUAACGUUGAAAACCAACAAUAUGUUACCGCUGGUGACUUGAGAGCUUUGGAUGCUUUAACUAAUACGUUGAAUGUUUUCAAAUUGCAAAAGAUUGACAUUGUUAAACUACAAGAGAUAAUGCCAUUAGAAAAGGUUGCAGAACAUUUAUCUGAGAUUGUGGACGAAGUCUCCAAAAAAUCAUUAGCCAAACCUCAGCCAAUUGAAUUGGAAAGAGGCUUUGCUUGCAUUCCAUUGAGAGGUAUUUCUGUUCCAUUCCAUUCAUCUUACUUGAAAUCUGGUGUUAAGCCUUUCAAGAGAUUCUUAGAAAAGAAAAUACCAAUGUCUGCUGUAAAGCCGGCUUCCUUGAUUGGUAAAUACAUUCCAAACUUGACUGCUAAACCAUUCCAAUUGACCAAGGAAUAUUUCCAAGAUGUUUACGACCUUACAGGAUCCGAAAAGAUCAAGGAGAUUUUGGACAACUGGGAGCACUACGAAGCAUGA
This is a messenger RNA of Pichia membranifaciens NRRL Y-2026, 6171 nucleotides long. RefSeq lists its product as hypothetical. The transcript has a single exon. The record is from RefSeq and is a predicted model, not a curated record. NCBI's taxonomy places the organism in Eukaryota, Fungi, Ascomycota, Pichiomycetes, Pichiales, Pichiaceae. Bases 1 to 6171 code for a protein of 2056 amino acids. Gene Ontology annotation, cellular component: fatty acid synthase complex. Gene Ontology annotation, biological process: long-chain fatty acid biosynthetic process. Gene Ontology annotation, molecular function: [acyl-carrier-protein] S-malonyltransferase activity; enoyl-[acyl-carrier-protein] reductase (NADH) activity; fatty acid synthase activity.